UUCUCUCUACAGAGACCUCUACAGCACACAGAUCCAGACAUGGCACCUACAAUCACUGCAGCAAUGACCAAUUCUCAGGAGCAUCUCACUCUGACCCACAAGCUCAGAAAGCCUCUGGUGGAGAAGUUACGCAGAGAGCGAAUCAACAGCAGCAUUGAGCAGCUCAAGUCUCUCCUGGGUCCAGAGUUCCUCAAACAGCAGCCAGACUCCAAGCUGGAGAAAGCAGACAUCCUGGAGAUGACAGUUUGUUUCCUGAAACGACUGCAGCAGCAGAAUCAAGCUGUGGACUCAGCAGCUGCUGGACAGGGCUACUCCAGGUGUGUCCAGGAGGUGACACACUUCCUGUCCAAAGAGCAGGUGAAGACACAGUCCCAGAGAAGACUGCUGAACCACUUCAACAAGCUGCAGUCUUCCUCUGAUAACACCCUGACAGAGGCUGACUUCUCUCCUCUGAGCUCCACAGUCCAGACCAGCAACGCCAAAGAGAAGAGUCCAGCUGACGGCGCCGUUUGGAGGCCGUGGUAGACA
Epinephelus fuscoguttatus (brown-marbled grouper) is the source of this 528-nucleotide messenger RNA. RefSeq names its product transcription factor HES-5-like. Gene Ontology annotation, cellular component: nucleus. The transcript has 2 exons. Bases 40 to 525 code for a protein of 161 amino acids. The record is from RefSeq and is a predicted model, not a curated record. Lineage: Eukaryota; Metazoa; Chordata; Actinopteri; Perciformes; Serranidae. Gene Ontology annotation, biological process: anterior/posterior pattern specification; regulation of neurogenesis; regulation of transcription by RNA polymerase II. Gene Ontology annotation, molecular function: protein dimerization activity; RNA polymerase II cis-regulatory region sequence-specific DNA binding; DNA-binding transcription factor activity, RNA polymerase II-specific.